AUGCAAUUCCGCAACACCCUCACUCUCCUCCCCCUCCUCCUCACCUCCACCCUCGCCAUCCAAGUAACCUACGACCCCGGCUACGACAACGCCGCUCGCUCCCUCUCCGCAGUCUCCUGCUCCAACGGUCCCAACGGUCUCGAAACCCGUUUCCCCCAAUACAAAGUCCAAGGCGAUCUCCCCACCUUCGCCCGCAUCGGCGGCGCAUCCACAAUCGCAGGAUGGAAUUCUCCUAACUGUGGUACUUGUUACACCUUAACCUAUCAAGGCGUCUCGAUCAAUAUCUUGGCCAUCGAUGCCGCGGCUACGGGGUUUAAUAUUGCGGAGAGUGCGAUGAAUACUUUGACUAAUGGGAGAGCGGUCGAGUUGGGAAAUAUUGAUGCGGAUUGGACUUUGGUGACACCUGAGGAGUGUGGGUUGCCGGCUGAGGAGGUUGUGUCGCCUUGUAAGGCAUAA
Botrytis deweyae is the source of this 456-nucleotide messenger RNA. RefSeq lists its product as uncharacterized. Lineage: Eukaryota; Fungi; Ascomycota; Leotiomycetes; Helotiales; Sclerotiniaceae. The transcript has a single exon. The coding region runs from base 1 to 456 and encodes 151 amino acids. The record is from RefSeq and is a predicted model, not a curated record.